ACAUAGAUACUAAAGAAGUAAUGACCACUCACGUUAGGAGGGAAAACUUAAGAAUUCGGUCUUGGGGAUUAAAGCGAAUGUUAAAGUAACAGUCUUUUACGUUCCAUGAUCAUAGUUUCAUUGCACUUAACUUGCAAUCGAGUGCGUAUUUAUUUAUUGCGUGCGUGAGUGAGGUGUAGGUUUUUCUAAUUUGCAGUGCCAUAGGACUUGCUAUCACUAUGACCGCUAUUAGAUGGUGGUUGGUGCCGCAGGUGGUUUUUUUAAUUUCUCAGUGCCUGUCGAUACAAUAUACACCAAUUGAAUUAAGCGGCGCGGAUGACAGUGAAUGCGCGUUAGUUAUAAAUGGGCAAGGAAAAUCCAAUGUAUUUGAUUACACAUUCAAUCUUUUACGAAGUCCGUCAUUUGGAUACAGUGAAGGUCGAUCAUGCAUUACUUACGACGCCAUCAAUCAAGCCUAUUUAGAAGCAAGGAAAAGAUUUUCGGUUGCGAAUCCAAUUGGCGAGUGGAAGCCGGAACAUGUGAAAACCGUCGGAGAAGUUCUUCUGGACAUUUCUAUUAAUCUUGCGAGGACGUACGGUUUAAGUUAUGAAGAUAUCGAAAAGGGUUUACCCUUAAUCGAUACAUCACGAACACUGAUAAGUGAAAUUUGUCCUCCUUACCUCGCUAAUGUUGAAUGUCGGGCUGGAAAAUACAGGAGAUUUGAUGGACUUUGCACCAACUUGGAGCAUCCGACGUGGGGCGCUACAAAUACUCCAUUUACGCGUUUGAUCGGACCCUUGUUUGCUGAUGGUAUUUCUGCUCCUCGGAUAAGUGUUACUGGACAUGACCUACCCUUAUCCCGAGUCGUAUCACGAACGAUGCACCCCGACGAAGGCUUCCAUGACCACGCAGGAACCGUUAUGGUAAUUGCAUGGGGACAAUUUAUGGAUCACGAUUUCACUCUUACUGGUACUCCUCUAGAUCCCUUAAACAGGAACGAUCCAGAAGAAUGCUGCCAUCGGCCACAACACCUGAAGCAUCCAUACUGUAAUGAAAUUCCAAUUCCAGAUGAUGACUAUUUCUAUCGUCUAUUCAAUGUCAAGUGUCUCGAUUUUGUACGCGCUUUUCCUGCACCAAGACCAGGAUGUAGAUUAGGUUCCAGAGUGCCUUUUAACACCUUAACUGGAGUGCUCGACGGUAAUACUGUGUACGGUGUCACGGAAAAGUUUGCAAGAAAAUUGCGCUCAGGAUACGGAGGUCAAUUAAGAAUGAAUCCAGUGUUUUCUCAGUAUGGGCUUAAGGAUUUGUUGCCACUGAAAUUAGAUGUUCCGGAUGAAGGAUGUACUCGUCCAAACAAAUCAAUGUUUUGCUUUGAAGCAGGCGAAAUACGUGUCAACGAACAACUUGUAUUGACAUGCAUGCACACACUAAUGGCACGCGAGCAUAACAGGAUCGCUAACGCAUUGGCAGAAGUUAAUCCUCAUUGGGACGAUGAAACUCUUUUCCAGGAAGCGCGUCGCAUUAACAUUGCUGAAAUUCAGCAUGUAACAUACAACGAGUUUCUGCCAAUACUAUUGGGAAAAGAUGUGAUGCAAAAAUUCGGGCUUUUAUUACAAAAAGAAGGUUACUGGGAUGGUUACGAUAGCACUGUCAACCCAAAUGUUAUCGACGCAUUUGCUUCUGCUGCUUUCCGUUUUGGCCAUUCGCUUCUACCAACUGCCGUUGAACGUUGGAGUAAAGCUCAUAAAUUCAUAGCUUCAAAGAGGUUAUCGGACUUAAUUAGAAGACCUCACGAUCUUUAUCGGGCUGGAGUAUUAGACGAAUACUUUAUGGGUUUAAUGAAUCAAGUGGCUCAAGCUAUGGAUGACUCGAUUACUCAAGAGGUUACUAAUCAUCUCUUCAAGAAAGUAGGCGCGCGAUUUGGCAUGGACUUGGUAAGCUUCAAUAUGCAACGUGGAAGAGAAUUUGGUAUACCCGGAUACAUGGAAUUUAGAAAAUUCUGUGGAUUGGCUGAUACACACAACUUUGAGGGAUUACUUGGCACUAUGCCUAACGAAACUGUCCAUAAAUACAGCACAAUAUUUGAGCAUCCGAAUGAUGUAGAUCUUUGGUCAGGGGGCGUGUCAGAACGUCCUCUUCCAGGUAGUAUGUUGGGGCCGACAUUUGCCUGCGUUAUUGCCACGCAGUUUAGUUAUGCGAGACGGGGAGAUCGAUUCUGGUACGAAUUGCCACAUCAACCCUCGUCGUUUACACCAGAACAAUUACAAGAAAUUAGAAAGACACGCUUAGCAAGGCUAAUUUGUGAUAAUACAGACUUAAUUGACACAAUCCAGUUAUAUCCCAUGGUUUUACCGGAUCACGAAAUAAAUCCACGUGUGCCUUGUCGAAGCGGGAUCAUUCCAAGCAUUGACUUCAGCAAAUGGGCUGAUUAUAGUGGAGCUGCCAAUAAUUUGUACACGAAUAAUUUUGCAUAUGAUCACAUAGUAGGAAAGUAGAAAUACUUGUAAACUUUAUUAGGUAUAAAUUGUACAGAUGCCAUUAAUUUAACUUUAAAGAUGCUUCUAAAAUUCCUUUUAAAACACGAAAUUAGCCCAUGGUAUAAUAAAAUUACUAUAGAAUUUGUACUUAAUCAAUUCUCUCUCUUGUCUAAUUUAAAAAAUUAAUUAUGUAUUUUUUUAAUGUGUAUUUAUUAAGAAACUUGUAGAUAUGUAUAGUUACACCGACACCCCUACUUAGAAUUAACUUAAAUCGGAGUAAUCAUCUAAUGUAUUUAUUUAUUUCCAAAUUUAUAUAUUUCAAUAUUGGUUUAAGCAUAUAGAAGACAACAUAAUAUACCUACUAUGUUAUACCAUUGAAUAACGAAAUAAUUUUUCAUUCAACGGAUAUACAUUUAUGUUGUCUGUGGUUUAAGUGAAGUCUGAUUAGUGUUUUGAUAUAUGUAAUUGCAAAAUUUCGAACGUCCUCUGAUUUAAACUUACUAUAUAUGUACAAGGUUUGCACAUCACGAGUUCUCGAUAGUUACCUAUACACCUGUAGACAAUAGAAAUUUUGCAUUAACAGGAUAAUUAGGCUAUGGACAUGUCAUUUUCAAAGCGGUGGCAACUGAUCUACGUUAAAAACGCAGUGCCUACCGGCAUUUUUUAAGGUUGCUACCUACACGAUAUUUGAAGAUAUUGCCAUUAUUUUAAUCACGUGAAUAAUGUUGUAUAGAACUCGAUCUCGCAGUGUAAACACCAUAAACACCCUGUGUGGUACUCUAUUGUAUAUAUAAGAUACCUACCUGUGUAAAAUGUU
Messenger RNA from Photinus pyralis (common eastern firefly), 3273 nucleotides. RefSeq names its product peroxidase. The record is from RefSeq and is a predicted model, not a curated record. Gene Ontology annotation, biological process: response to oxidative stress. The transcript has 14 exons. Lineage: Eukaryota; Metazoa; Arthropoda; Insecta; Coleoptera; Lampyridae. Gene Ontology annotation, molecular function: peroxidase activity; heme binding. Bases 219 to 2474 code for a protein of 751 amino acids.